Messenger RNA from Serinus canaria (Common canary), 4125 nucleotides. RefSeq names its product solute carrier family 26 member 9 (gene SLC26A9). Gene Ontology annotation, cellular component: membrane. The record is from RefSeq and is a predicted model, not a curated record. Bases 76 to 2496 code for a protein of 806 amino acids. The transcript has 21 exons. Lineage: Eukaryota; Metazoa; Chordata; Aves; Passeriformes; Fringillidae. Gene Ontology annotation, molecular function: sulfate transmembrane transporter activity; oxalate transmembrane transporter activity; bicarbonate transmembrane transporter activity. Gene Ontology annotation, biological process: transmembrane transport.
CUGCACGGCUCCCGCAGCACCUCUCCUGCCCCAUCGGCACCCCCGCAGCCCCGGCCGCCCUCCCGAGGCGCAGAGAUGAGCCAGGCCAGGCCUCGCUAUGCCAUCGAACGUCCUGCCUACUCUGUCAGCCUCUUCGACGAGGAGUUUGAGAAGAAAACCAGAGCUUACCCCGUCGGGGAGAAACUGAGAAACCUUUUCAGAUGUUCAGCUUCCAGGCUCAAGCUCACCCUCUUCUGCCUGUUCCCCAUCCUGGAGUGGCUUCCCAAGUACAAAAUCAAGGACUACAUCCUGCCUGAUGUCCUGGGGGGGCUCAGUGCAGGGACAAUCCAAGUGCCACAAGGGAUGGCCUUUGCCCUCCUGGCCAAUCUGCCUCCUGUCAACGGCCUCUACUCCUCCUUCUUCCCCCUGCUCCCCUACUUCUUCCUCGGGGGCAUCCAUCAGAUGGUGCCAGGGACUUUUGCUGUCAUCAGCAUUAUUGUUGGCAAUAUCUGCAACGAGCUGGCCCCGGAGUCGGACUUCCAGUACUUCAACCAGAGCACCAAUGAGAGCAGGGUGAACACCACGGCCCUGGAGGCAGCCAGGCUGGAGAUCUCUGCCACCCUGGCCUGCCUGACAGCCAUCAUUCAGCUGUGCCUGGGCUUCCUGCAGUUUGGCUUCGUGGCCAUCUACCUGUCAGAGUCCUUCAUCAGGGGCUUCAUGACGGCGGCGGGGCUGCAGAUCCUCAUCUCCGUGCUCAAGUACGUCUUCGGCUUGACAGUCCCGUCUUACACCGGGCCCUUAGCUAUCGUCUACACAUUCAUUGACAUUUGUAAAGGUCUGCCCCAAACCAACCUGGCCUCCCUGGUCUAUGCCUUGGUCAGCGCUGUGCUCCUGAUCGUGGUCAAGGAGCUCAACCUGAAGUACAUGAAGAAGAUCCGGAUGCCCAUCCCGAUGGAGAUCAUCAUUGUGAUCGUGGCCACCGCAAUCUCCGGCAGCUUCAACAUGCCCGACAAGUACGGGAUGCCAAUAGUGGGGAAAAUCAGCAUGGGGUUCCCAGAGCCCACCCUGCCCCUGGUGAGCAAGUGGAAGGACAUGGUGGGCACGGCGUUCUCGCUUGCCAUCGUGGGCUACGUGAUCAACCUGGCCAUGGGGAGGACCCUGGCAGCCAAGCAUGGCUACAACGUGGACCCCAACCAGGAAAUGCUGGCCCUGGGCUGCAGCAACUUCUUUGGAUCCUUCUUCAAAAUCCACGUGAUCUGCUGUGCUCUCUCUGUCACCCUGGCCGUGGAUGGGGCAGGAGCGAGAUCCCAAGUGGCAAGUUUCUUUGUGGCUCUGGUGGUCAUGGUGACAAUGCUGUCCCUGGGAAUCUACCUCGAGCCUCUUCCAAAGUCUGUGCUGGGAGCCCUCAUUGCUGUGAACCUGAAAAACUCCCUCAAGCAGCUGGCUGACCCCUUCUACCUGUGGAAGAAGAGCAAGCUGGACUGUCUGGUCUGGCUCGUGAGUUUCUUCUCCGCUUUCUUCCUGAGCCUCCCCUAUGGAGUGGCGGUGGGCGUGGGAUUCUCCGUGCUCGUCGUGGUUUUCCACACCCAGUUCCGCAACGGCUCUGCCCUGGGCCAGGUGACUUCCACUGACAUCUACAAGAACCCCAAAACCUACAACAAGGUCCAUGAAGUUAAUGGGAUUAAAAUCAUCACCUACUGCUCGCCGCUGUAUUUUGCCAACUCAGAGAUAUUCCGGGAGAAAAUCAUAGCCAAGACAGGGGUGGAUCCUGGCAAGGUGUACUUGGCCAGGAGGAAAUUUGUGAAACAGCAGGGGAAGGGCACAGCACAAGCACCAGCAAAGCUCCCAAAAUUCCUCCUGAAGGAGAACAAGACCUUGUCUUUGCAAGAGCUCCAGAAGGACUUUGAGGGCGCCUCUCCAACAGACACCAACAACAACCAGACCACUGCCAACGGUGCCAGCAUCUCCUACGUCACAUUCCACCCUCCUGCCCCCGGGGCUGGGCCAGGGCAGAGCCCUGGGCAGCUGGGCAGCAGCACCACCCUGCAGGGCAGCACCCUCAGCGUGCUGCCCACGGCAGACACCGACCCUGUGCUGACAGCACCGCCCUACAUCAGCUUCCACACCAUCAUCCUGGACAUGAGCGGGGUGUGCUUCGUGGACCUGAUGGGCACAAAGGCUCUGAGCAAGUUGUGUUCCAGUUACCAGAAGAUUGGGAUCAAAGUGUUCUUGGCAAACGUGCAUGCCCAGGUGUUCGAUGACAUCAGCACAGGGGGAGUCUUUGAGGAAGGAGGCCUGGACCCAAGUCACAUCUUCCUGACCAUCCACGAUGCUGUUUUGUUUGCACUGGCCAGUAUCAGGGAAUUUGUUCACCCACCCAUCUUGGAAGAGAGGCCGACCCAGACAGAGCUCUCCAUCUAUGAUGAGUCUGUGGAUGAGGGCAGUGCAGAAUACAAGAACUUGGAGGAGGAGAUGUUUGGGAGCAUGUUCCACUCAGAGACCCAGACAGCUCUGUGAGCACAGCAAGCACUGGCCAAACCCUCCAGAGGAGACUCCUCUCUCCCACCCCUCUGUGGAGAGCUGUGCUUCUACCUGGGGAUACAACAGGUUUGCAACGAGGCCAUCGCCCUCCAGAACUGCCAGAUCCUCCCUCCUCCCUGCUCUGCUCGUGGCAAACCCUCCAGGGGAGACUCCUCCAGCUCCUCCAGGGGAGACUCCUCCAGACCCUCCAGGGGAGACUCCUCCAGACCCUCCAGGGGAGACUCCUCCAGACCCUCCUGAGGAGACUCCUCCAGCCCCUCCAGGGGAGACUCCUCCAGACCCUCCUGAGGAGAAUCCUCCAGACCCUCCUGAGGAGACUCCUCCAGCCCCUCCAGGGGAGACUCCUCCAGAGGAGAUUCCUCUCUCCCACCCUUCCAUGGAGAGCUGUGCUUCUGCCUGGGGAUGGAACAGGUUUGCAACGAGGCCAUCGCCCUCCAGAGCUGCCAAAUCCUCCCUGCUGUGCCCGUGGCACCCAGAGCAGAGGACUCUGGAGCAGGUAGAGCUCAGGAGAUGCCAUCUCAUGGAUUCUCAGCUGGAGGCAGGUGCCUGAGCUCAGGGGACGUUCAGCCACCCCUCUGUCCCUCACCAUCCUCCUGCCCACCUGGAAUUGCAUCCCCUGGUCCUGCUCCUUGCCUUUCCCUCCUCCCCGUUUCCCCCAGCCAGUGAAACACAAGCAAACACUGGAAGCUUUCAGGAGGGGUGGCAGGGCAGCUGUGCCAGCUGCUGCUGCUCUCUGAUGUGCACUGACCCCGGGGGGGGCUGGCACUGCCACCCCCCGAAUUUCCCUGUGUGUCUCUGCAGCCUCUGCCUCUCCUCCUCUGUGUCCCAGCAGCCCAAAAAACACUGCCUCAGCCCUGUGCUGUGUUUCUGGCACCCCAAAGACCUCAGGAAUUAUUCACUAAAUUCUGAAAUAUAUAUAUUUUUUUCUUACUAAUAGGACAGGCUUGUACUCAGAAAUAAGAAUUAUGUGCAUGUUGUCCUGCCUGCCCAGUGGGUUGAGUACAUGAAAACAGAGUCUAUUUUAAAAUGCUAAAUUUUCUAUUUUAACACUCUAAAAUACUACAAAUGCAAGCAAGCUUUAGUGUCUGGUUUUGAAGCACACAGACAUUAUUGAGCUGAUGGCUGAAGGCUUCCUGGGGCUUUCCUGCAGCUCCCAGAUGUCUCAUUUUUGAGGAAAAUAGAGUUUCCUGCACCAUCCUUGCUAGGCAGUCACUGAAGGAAACAACAGCAGCAGCCUGCCAGUUUGGUUUUAUGUAACAUCUCAAUAACCAAGCCACCAUUUCUCUACCUCAAUUUCUGAUGAUGUGGUGCAGGGGAGUAAUAAAACCAAAGGAGGGCAGAAAACCCCACUAGCUGAUGGUUAUUACUUAUUUUAAUCUUAGACAACAGUGGUUUCUCCAGAAAUCUCCAUGUUUACCUUGUUUUACGAGGUAAAAGCAAGAGAUUGAGUCUCUUAAAUGAUCUUUGAGGGUGAUUCCUCAUGGCCUUUUGUACUGCCUGAGUGCUCCUUUUUAAAAGUGAUAAUUUGGAAAGAAAAGCAAUGAAGAAAUCGGUGCAGAGCAACAAGAAACUGUCCUGAUCAAUAUUUUUGGGUCUCUGAGGUGG